Cooperia oncophora is the source of this 411-nucleotide messenger RNA. The record is from the annotation of a GenBank genome assembly. Lineage: Eukaryota; Metazoa; Nematoda; Chromadorea; Rhabditida; Trichostrongylidae.
AUGGGUGUUGAACUCAGCAUAGACCGCCUAUCUGCGAUAUUACCGGUCGUUGGCGGGACAAAGAAGUACAAACUGGUGAAUCACUGCGCGCUGAUGUUGGCUUACAAGAUUAUUAUAAACCCUGGAUCGAAUUAUUCCGUUCCUGAAAGGCAGAUGUAUGGUCUCAUACAAAUUGGUUACACAGUCGAAAUCGAAAUUACGAGAAAGGUGGGUUUAGCCGUAGCAGUCAGUUUUGCCAUUGAUAAGGUAUCGAAAAAGCGCUACCCCCAAAGGCAGAUGGACAAGGCUUUAUCGUUCGUACGGCUUUCUGUGGGACAAGAAGAGCGUGAUCCAAAAAGGCCGUUCGCCACUGGAAAACCAGUAGGAGAGAUCAAAGGCGAGACCGUAAUGAAGCUGAUUGCCGUCGAGUAA